GGUACAUACGUAACCUCAAUUUCUAGAAACUUCCUUUCGUUGCGCCGAAUUUCCGAAUCAAGAACUGAUGAAAUUAUUUUUAAAAUAAUAAAUAAUUUUAGUAAUUUAUAGUGUUUUGAGUGAUUUAGUGAUAUUAUUUUAAUUUUUCUUUAAUUAUCAACGGUGUUUGUUUGGUUUCGAUGUAUUUGGGAUCAUAAAUACUAAGUACUGAAGGUGAGUCAUUUUUACAUUAUUUAUUGAUAAAUAAUGAAAGAUAUUGUAAUUUACCGAAUUUACUAAUUUAAUAUUCUAUUCUAAUUAUUUUUACCAUUUAAAAUGAAACAAUCGAUCACCGAUUUUGUUAUUUUCGUUGAACGCAUUAUCAUAUUAGGGACGUAGCCCGUCGCUUAAACAGCCAAAAGUUUCUGGCUACCAUAGAUUGUCUGUGUUGGCCGAAACAGCUAGAAAACUGCGUAGCAUCUUUGAUGGUCAUAGACGUUAUCAAUUUCUAGUUUUUGCUGUGGAUAUUUGGCUGUUUUGGCAACCUAGUUUAUACUUUAUGCAUUUAUUUAACACAAUGAUUAUCUUUUAAUGCAUAUAUUUAACUCUAUUGAAAUAGUGGAUAAUAUUUGCUAUAAUUAUUUGAAUAAGCAAUGACAAAAUAUGUGAAAUUAUAAUAAGCAAGUAAAUCUUUUAUGUGGUAUAUAUAGUAGAACAAAUCCAAUAAUACUUAUUUCAGUUAGGUAUUAUUUAUAUUUAUUACAUUUAUUACCUAAUUAUGCAAGAACAAAACUUAAUUAAUCAUAUUUCUUCAAUAAUUAUAGAUUUAAAAUUUGUUUAAUCAACUUAUAACCAAACUAUAAUAAAUUAUUUUAUUUAAUUCAUUGAACUAAUCAAUUGUCACGGGUGAAUUUUAGGGUACUAUAAAAAUUUAUAUUAUUAAUAGUUGAUAAUAUACCUACAUCACAUAAUAUAAUAAUAAUGAUAAAUACAUUUCUUAAUUGUUUAUUCUAAAUCUGAAGCUAAAAUUACAUUUUUUUCUUAAAUGUAACAAAUAUUUCAACUAGUUACCUUGUUUAAUUUUUUUUUAUCUGAUCAUAUAUACAUAUAAUAAAUUGUGGCUAUUAUUACACCUGUAUACUAAUAAUUUAUUUAUGUUAUUUUAUAUUGUAGAAAAUAGAGGUUAAGGUUUACAGGUUGAUCUUCAUUUUUCUAGUUUAAUUUUAAGACAUUUUCGUGUUAUUAUCAAAUUUAAAAAAAAAAAUGCCAUCAGUACCUUUAACUUUUUAAAAGAACCUACAAAAUUAAACUUAAACAUUUAUAUUAUUGCCAUUAGUUUUAUAAACAUAUAAUUGAUUGCAAGACAUUUUAAAAAAUGUGCCAUUUUAUUAUUUAUUAUUAGUUAAGAUAUGAAUUUUGAAUUUAUAAAAGUAUUAUUUUUAGUUCAUAAUACUUUUCCAAAUGGUGAAAUUAAUUAGAUUUUAAUAAUAUUAUGAAUUAAUCCAAUUAAUAUUUACUAUAUCUUGUUAUUUACCCUUUAAAUAAUUAUAAAAGUUUCAUUUAACAAGACAUUAAUUAUACUAAUUUUUAAUAGAUAUAUUUUACUUUGAAAAAAAAAAAUGUGAAUUUUUAAGAAAAUUAAAAAUUUCUCUUCAUUUAUUUCAAUUUUCAUAUUAUAAAGAUAUACAAUUAUUGUACUUAUGACUUGUUUUUCAUUUUAUAACACCUUCUAAAAACCAAUAUUAUCAUAAAAUUAUAUUUUGUUUGCUGAAAUCUGAAAUAAAUAUAUUGUUUCACAGAUUCUUGCUAGAAGUAUAAAUUAACUCUAGUUAUUUCAUAAUUAAUAGACGUACAAUUAAUUAUAAAUUAUGCCUUCAAGUUUUUACAAUUUAAUUUCCUAUGUACAAUAAUUGCAUGUUUAUAAGUAUAAUAUUGCUUCUAAGAGCAUACAAAAAAUUAACUUAAACUUAAUAUUCAUUAUGACUAUGGUAAUUUGAUCAUUGUUUCAUAAUAAUUGUUGACCAUAAAAAUUUAAUUUUAACUAUGAAUUAUACCUAUUUUGAAAAAAAAAAAAUGUUCAAUAUACCAUUUAAAAUAGUAACCUGUUUUAUUUUAUGUUAUAUAUUAUAAUAAUUUAUGGUAUUGUUUUUUGGUAAUUAUUCAUGAACAUAAUAUGAAAACUUUUUGUAAUUAUUUCUUUUUUUAUUAGUUGACUUAAGUACCUAUUAGUUAUAGCAUUUUGUAUAAUAUCAAUUAUAUUUUCAACCAACUUUUUUGUGUUGAAAACUGUAUCAAAUUAAUUGUAAAUUGAUUUCUGGUUGGUUUAAUCGUGAGACCGAAAUAGUGAGAACAUAAUAGUAAUAUUAAGAAAACUGUAUGUGUUAUUUUUAUGAUGAUGCAAAAUAUUCUAUUACAAUCCUAAUAAAUAAUUAAUUGAAAGCUUAGUUCUAACAACAAUUUGAAAUAUUUUUUUAUAUAAUUAUAAAUUAACAACCCUGAUAUAUUAGGUACCUCUCUUUUAAUGGGCAAUACAUUGCCUACUUAUGUUGAUUAAAUAACAGAAAAUACUGAUUUUUUACGUUGUGAAAAUUGAUGUAGAUAGUAUUAAAAAUUACAUAAUGCUUUUAAGUAUUAAUUAUUAUUGUAUUAAUGAUAAAUGAUUCAUGAUAUCCGUGUUAGUGUAGUAAUGUUGCACGUUUCGACGUUUGAAAUACGUAGGAAAUCAUCUACUCCCUUGGUCGAGAAUAGUUGCUUUGCUUUUCAUACACGUUUUUCCAUCGUUGAACUCUAUUGAUGACCUGGCACCGUGUGGCUAUUUUGUGGAGGGGAGACUGAUUACGUCAUGUCUUUUAUCACGUUUUAUCAAAAGGGGUCGUCCGUUAAUUUUUCGUUUCCCAUUCCCACCAAUUUCCUAGUUAAUUGCACUGUACAUUAUAAAUAUUGUUCGUCGUCCUUUUCAGUGCUCACCGUUCGUCUGCUUUGACGUUGCAGUUACUGUUUCAUCCAGUGUUAUUACAAGUUUUGAGUAUUCUUUAACAAUUUUAUCGUAUCGCGCAUUUUUUUCAUUUAGUGUGAUUUUACAAACAAUUGUUCACCUCUAGAUUUAAUAUGUAUUGUUUUCAGUCCUACGACCUUUACCAUUCCGAUUACGGACUAUCUUAAUAUUACGAAGUACGAAAAAAUCUGUUUCUUAUAAAUUGUUUUUGUAAACAAAUAUUCGGCAUUCCUUUGAAAUAACAGGUAAAUAAUUAAUAUUAUUAUAUUUUAGUUAAAUUUGUUUGCAUUAAUGGUCUAACAUUUUUUGUUUAACAUUAUUCUGAAUUUAGAAUAAUAAAAGUAUUAAAUUUGUAUAGCUUAAAUUAAAACAAUUUAAUUAAAAUUAUAUGAUCCACCUGUAUUCUAGAUUAUUAUAUUAUGAAUUUGUAAAUUCUUUGUUCUCGGGAUUGGAAUUAUUGAGUGAUGUAUCUAUAAUAUUAUUUGCUUUUCAAAUAGAAUGAUGAUUAUCUAUAAUAUUAUUUAUCAUUAGGUCAAUUAGCCGAAUUAAAUACUUAUCAGUUGACCCUUUUUAUGUAAACAUUUAAUUGAUUUGCUUAUAUUACAAACUUUCAUUUUUUAUUUUUUAUUUUUUUUUAUGUUGCUGGUUUGUGAGUUAAAAUAUUUAAAUUUACUUAUUUUGGUUAAAUUAUAAUUUAAUAUUUAUAUUAUGUAUAUUGAAAUUUUAUAAAAGAAGUACUUAUGUAUUUCUAUAAUGAUAACAUCAAUAAUUUAUUUUAAUAUUCUAUUUUUAUAACUAUCUAUUGCUAUUAACCAUGUUUUAUAUUAGUUAUUUUUGUUUAAUAUAUGGCCAUACUUAUUUAAAGUAUAAAAUCAAAGAUUUCUGGCUUAGAAAACCGCUUUUACAAUAAGAAAUAAUUUUUGAUCAGCUGACUUUCUUAAUUAUACCCUUGAAGGUUUUAACUAUUUUUAUACAAAUUCUUUACUUAUUAUCCAUUUAAUUUGUAAAUAGAUACUUAUAAUAAUAAUAAUAAUAACACUUAAUAAAUAUUAUGGUAUCAUUUCUGUUAUAAUAAUAAAAAUAAUCAAAUAUAAAUGUUGAUAGCUAUGAUUUGCUAAUGUAUUAUGAAAGUAUAUUAUGAGAUUAUUAGUUUAUCAAUUAAACAUUCCUUCCUAGUUACUGGUUAAUAAUAAAUACCUAUUGGUGCAUUUUGCCAUUGAACUAAAUACUACUAUUUGUAUUUUUAUUUAUAACCAAUUUUUCAAAUACUAUAACAUUCAAAUAAACUAAAUCUUAAGUACCUUAUAUUUGUAUUUAAGUAGGUACUUUUGUUUGAAAAUUUAUUUUAGCUAUGUUAAUUUACAUACUAAUAUAUCUAUUUGGCUUUAAGUAUAAAAUAAUUUAUCAUUUAUAUAUUAUAUAAAAGGCAAUCUAUGUAGGGAUGUAUAAUUUGUAUUCAUAUAACUUAUAUGCCAAUAUUUGUAAUUCAAUAUUUUAAGUAUUAGGUUUCGAUAUAAUAAUAAAUAAUAUUUAAUUACUUAUGAAUUAUUAGUUUAUAUAUAUACACCUAUAUUCUAUAUUGUAGAAUAUUUUAUACAAAUAAAUCAGCUUCUAUUACCAUUAAAAAAUUAAUCUAAUUAUGUAUUUUAAUUUUUCUCUAAUCUGUCUUCAUUGAACCCUUCAAGUUUGUGUACCGCUUGGUGGCAAAUUCUAAGUUCUUAGUAUAGCAGAAAGCAACAUAAUUGUAUACUCACAUCUCAUUGAUUGUAUUUUGUACAAGAAUCUGAAUACAUAUCACAUCAAAUAUAGAAAAAUACUAUCUAUAUAAUAUAACAGAAAAAAAAACUAACAAUAUUAAUUGUUUGAUGCUUGGUUAGGUUAGGUUAAUAUUUUUAAAUCUAUAAAUGAAAUAUUAGGACCUAAGAAUAUUAAAAAAAUAAAAAUCUUUAUUUUUGUUUCAAAAAAUACUUAGCAAAAAUCAAAAAUUUUAAUUCAAGUUUUCUAUCAGAAAUCUUGCUCCGACUUUUUGAUUUAAUACUUUUUCUGAAAGAAAUUUUUAUCUUGGUGGUACAUUAUGGAACACAAUUUUCGAUUUUUUCAAGUCAUUUUCAUUAAAAUAGGGAUAUAACAGGAAUAUUUACCUACGUGUAUAAAUGAAACUUCGCUCCGAAUUGUUAGCAAUGAUUAAUCUUUGCGUACAGAUUUACAUUUAAUUUUGCCUCUCAUCCCAUUUUCUUACUUACAGUAGUGACUCACCCAUUGUGUGUCUGUUUACAUAGAAUUGAUGAAGAAUUUUAAAUUAAGAUGUGCUUCUAUUUGAAGGGUGAUACCUAUCUAUAAGUAUUUUCCGAUGAAUUCUUUAUAAGUGUUUUUUCUGAAAGUAUUUGCUAUUAGGUAGUAUUAAUAAGUAUAGGUUUUUUUAUAUAUAUACAGAGUGAUUCAAAAUGUAUGAUACCUUUAUUUUUUAAAUUUAUAAAUAAAAAUGUAUUUAUAUUUUGUUUUAUUAGUUUUGUCGGGGGAAGGAUUUGAUUUAGAGUCAACUUUCGGAAUUCACAUAGAAGCCAUUUUUUUUGUGAAAAUGUUUGUUUGAUAAAUGUUAGUGAUUGAAUAAUUAAUUUAUUAGUUUAUUCAAAACUGUGCUUGAGGGCGAUUUAAAGUUUUUAAAAUUUGUAUUUUGACCACAUGCCUGUAACAUACAUUUUGAAUUACACUGUUGAUAUAUAUAUAUAAGUGUAUAAUAUUUAUCGGUUACAAAUUUUUAAUUUAUAAGAAAAUUGAUAACUGAUAAAAGUCAAGGUUAACUAGUUGAUAUUAUAUACUCUUGGAGGUGAUUUAAACUUAUACAUUUUUGUAAAUUUCUUUUAAUAUAAAUAUGACUAAUAAUUAAUAUGAUAAGUUUUUCUAUUUAUUUUAUCGUUAUAUAUAUAUAAUAUUAUAAAGUUUAGUCUAUUACUUUUUUUUUAUCCAAUUGUUUGAUAUUAACAAUUAAUAAUUAAAGACCCAAAAUAGAUGAUUGUGUACCAGUUUUUGGGAUGCUUUAUUUUUUUUUUAACAUUAUUUUUGUUAAUAACAUUUAUAUCUAACUACUUAUAUGCAUUUUUUUUAUUUAUCUACUAAAUAGUAAUUAAUAAUAUUAAAAAUUUAAAAAAAAAAUGUUCAUGAUAAUAAGGCAGUCAUAACAAGUAUUAAGUACUGCAAAUAUGUUUGCAGUUACAUUAUAUUUUAUUUCAUAGGUAGUCCUUAUAUUAUUUUUUUUCCACUUUAUAGAAUUUUCUGAUUAUAGCUUUUUGUUGAAUCUGGUUAUCCAAUAAUACCUACAGAUUUUAAUUAUGAUUUGAAUGCAUAUUUAUUCAUAAAUAAUCUCUGGUUAUUUUGUAUUGUAUAUAAAAAAAAAAAUUAGAAAAGAAACAUUUACAAUGGCUAUAUAUGAUUAUUUUAAUCAUAUGAAGUUACAUGUGUAUUAUUUUGUAGUUCAAGGUAUUUAAUGUUGAAUAAAAUAUAGUUGCUAUUUUACCUAGUUUAAUUAUUGAAAAUUAAUGAUGAACUGUUUAUUGUUGUGCAAUAAGCAUUAAAAAAAAAAUUUCUAAAUAUCAUAUGUAGUUUGUAUUAUUUGAAAUGUUUUACAAAAGUAGAUAUUAUGUCAUUACUACAUUAUCUAUAUGAUUUACGUGAAUUCUGAUAAUAUUAUAAAGAGGAAUAAAAAUAAGUACCUUAUAUCAUAAUUUAUUUUUAAAUAUAAAUAUUACUUACAUUAUCAUUAAUCAAUACAUAGAUAUAGUGUUUUUUUAUAAAAAAAAUAUCAAAAUAUAACCAUUUAAAAAAAAUAGUUUAUUUUAUUGUUAGGAUUGAUAUGAGGGCAUGUAGAGGAGAUUAAAUAAUGACUAUACGGAGAAUAAAAAUAAAAGUAGCUGCGCUUGCAAGAGGAAGACCCUUAAUUAUAUUCAAUUAUAUAUUAUUCGAAAAAAAAAUAUUUUUUUUAAAAUUUUUACCUGAGUUUUAUAUCAUGUAUUUUUUCUUACCUUCAUACUACACUUUGUAUGAGUAAGUACCGAUUUAAUCUUAAAUAAUAAUAAAACUAAUUGUCAUAAUAAAAAUUAAAAUAUAUUUUUACAGAUUUGCACUCACAUUGAAAAAAAAGACCCUUAAAUUUGUACCCAAAAAUAAUAAAACUAAAUAAAUGGAAGUCCACCUUUACCUUUAAAAAAUGUAUUGUCCAUUAGUAUAUUUAAAUAAUACCCUAAACCUUGCUAUUUUUAUUAUAAAAUAUCUAAUUAUUUACUUACUCACUUUGGCCAACGUAUAAAAUAAUCAUUAUAUUAAUUCUAAAUUGUUAGCAAGAAUUGCUAUCUAGAAUUCUACCAAUGUAACUAAAAGAAUUAGUUAGAAAACAUAUUUAUAUUUUCAAAAAAAAUAGUUUUAAAUAUAUUUGCAUUCAAUCACCAUGUCUUUUUGUACUGUAACAGCAAGUAAAUCUUCAUUGUUUUUUCAUAAAAUUCUAAAUAAUUUGUAUUAAUUAUCAGACAACUUUCUACAGUUUUCAUAUAAAUUUGAUAGUUGUAAUCGAAAAUACAAGUUCUAUUGAUGCAUCUGAUAACACUAAUUUUCAUACUGGUAAUAAUGAUUACAACAAAAAAUAAAAAUCAAAUUUUCUAUUACCUAGUCCUAGUAAAUUUAAUUAUCUGAAUAGUUUUUAUGUAUAUUUCAUAAUAAUUCAUACAAUUUAAAUCAUGUUUCAUGUUAUUUUAUUUAAAUACAUUACAUUUUGAACUAAUGCAUUUAAUUAGUACUUAAUAUUAUGGUGUAGUAAUAAUAUUCUACCAAUUUUAGAGAAAUUCUAAUAAUUGUCUGUAUUAUUUAAAAUCUAUUUUCUACUUAGUAUUUAUUUAGUACAUGUGUUUUAGAUUCUGAUUGGAGCUAUGAAUGUAUUGGUUUUACAAUGAUGUUUAUUUUACUAUUUUUAUUUUUUCUGUAUACAACUUUUCUAAAAGGUAAUCUGACUGGGGUGAAAGUUGAGGGAGGUUAUUUUUUGAUUUUCCAAACUGUUUUCAAAAGAAAUUGGAUAUGUAGUCAAAUUGGUACAAUAUUAAACAAAUAUUUAAAAAAAUAUAUAUACCACAUAUGUAAUUAUUUUACUAUAAUAUGACAUAUAUAUUUAACCGAAUCACGCUCAGUAAUGAUUAAUUGUUGCGUAAGAUAUACAUUAAAUUUCCCCUCUACUACUUUCCCAAUUUCUCACCUACAACAGUGGCCCACCCAUGUGUGAAUUAUGUUUGUCUUUCUAUAUUACACUUUAUAUCAUUGCGUUUACUGCUUCCAUGCUCUUGCAUUUUUCAAAUAUAUUUUUAGCAACCACUUCUUUCACUGUUAACUCAUAGCGUUAUCGCACAUUAUAAAUUUAUUAUUUAAUGAAAGGUGAAAGCAGAUACUUUUGGUUGUACCUUGAAAUUGAACACGUGACUACCUCGUGUUUCAACUUUUAUCUUGUUUUCCUGCCUCCUGAAUAUUCUAGUUAUAUAACAUAAUUCUGUAACAAGUUGCAAAUAUAUUGAAUAGUUCUUUCAUUUUAGUGCUUUCUCCUAUUGAUAUUACUAAACAUGAAUUUAAUAUUAAAUUGCACAUAGGUAAUAAUUUUUUUUCUUACUGCUCUUGAGCUCAAUUUGAUUCUUAUUUUAAAAGUUUUAUAAUAACUUAAGGUCAAAUACGCACAGAAAAAUAUUUUGAAAUUUAGACACCACUGUGCGGCUAUUACCUAAUUGACAAUUUAUUAAUUUUAUCAUUCGGAUUGGUGCAGGAAGAAGUUGUUUCUGAUGUAUAUGACCUCUACAACCUUUGUUAAAAUAACAAUAAUAAUUAUUAUUAUCAUGUAUCUAGACAUUAUUUUUUUUAGAAUUUAAAUAAGUAAAGAUAUUUUUCAGAGAAAGUUAAUUUCGAUGCAACAUGCAACUUAUUUUAAAGUACCUACUCAUAAUAUUAUACAACAUUUGUGUGUAAUUGAUUUAUUUUGUGCAUAUGUGUUUAUAAUACAACAUUAAUUAAUAUUUCAUUAAAUAUUCCUUUGACUAAACACAUUUGUGUUAAACGUGUACAAAUUGUAUGAAUACAAAAAUUAAAAUUACAAAUAUUUCACAUUAAAAUAAUAUAAUUUAUUUAUAUAUUUAUUUGAUUUAAUUGUUGCAUUUAAGUAUUUUAUAUGAGAAUAAAAAUUUGUUUACUACCUAUCUAUAAUUAAGUUUUAAAUUAAUAGUAUUACCACUUGUAUGAUAUUACCAAUUAAAAAUACAUAAUAUACCUAUAUUAUAUUAAUUUCAAUUGUGACCUUGAAUGAGGAAGGAAAUGUCAAUAUUAUUUUAGAUUUUGAGUGUAGCGAGGUAUGUAUUGGGUUUACAAUCAUUUUUAUUAUUACUAAUUUUUUUGGUGAACAACUUUUCUACCAGGAAUUUUGAUCCAUUUUCUAGUAUAGUGCUGCUUUAAUGAGGUGAUUUUCCCUAGGGUUUUCAUAAUAAAUGGGAUAAAACCUAAAAAAAAAAACAGAACAUUUAUGAAAUGUAAUAUUUUAAAAUUGUAAAUAUUGCGAAGUUUCAAAACAUGUAUAACUGAACUUUGCUCAGAAUCAUUUUUUGUUAGCAAUGAUUAGUCAUUAAUUACAAUUAAUAUUAAAUUUCUUUUCUACCUUCCUAACUCUCACCUACAACAUUGGCCCACAGUGCAAAAUAUGUCCAUUUAUCUUUCAUUUGUGCAUGUGCAUUUUAUUUUAUAAAUUAGAAUACCAUAAUUAACUAUCAACUUUACUGUAUCUUAUUAACGACAAUAAAUAUAAAUGUAUGAGUGUAUGCCAUUGUCAUUUCUUUGAAAUAAGUUAUAAAACUCUAAUAAUAUUUACAUAUCUUUUACCUGUUUGAUUUUGUAGAGAUUUUGUCAAUGGAAAUAAAAAUAAUAAUGCGAUUUUCUGUUCUUAAUAAUCAAUAAUUAUAUAAAUAAUUGAUUAAAUUGAAAUAAGUUUUAAUUCCAAAAUUUUCUAAAAAAUCGUUUUAAUAACCUUGACUCAAUGUUUUAGAUAAAUAAAUAUUAUAAUAAUUGUUAAUUUAAUAGUAUGUGUAAGUUAUUUUUCUGGUUAAUAUUAAGUUCAGUAUCAAACUAUAUUAAUGUUAAAUAGGUUUUUAUUAUUAUUAUUAUUAUUAUUAUUAUUAUUAUUAUUAUUAUUAUUAUUAUUAUAUAUAAUAUGUACUUUUUACAAGAAAUAUAAAUGUGGCAUUAUUAUACAACAGAAAUUGAAAGUACAUGUAUUAUAUUUAUAUAUUUAUCAAAACAGAUUAUGUAAAUAAUAUGUUUUUAAAAGUGCCUCGUCAUGCUUCAUAAAAAAAUCAUUUGAUUGCCAGUAAUAAAUAAUAAUUGAAAACAACUGUAUAUUGUAGGAUAUAAAGUAAAGAGUUUAAUAUUAUAAUAAUAUUACUUUUUUUUAAUAUGUGUAAUGAAUACGGUUUUUAAAUUAUAAAUAAUAUAUUUUAGUAUAUCAUUUUAAUUUCAUAAUAUAAAACAUUACCACAUUAAUAGUUAAUUGACAUAAUAUGAAAUUUAAAAAUAUGUAAUACAUUUUUCUACUGAUAACUUUUGUCAUACAUUUUAAUCAAUCAUCGAGUAGUUUUAAAACCAAUUGCAAUAAUAUUUACACAUUCAAAUUUAUAAUAAUAAUAUUUCGUGUUGGCUGACUGUGAACACACUGAGUCGGCAAACAAUGAAACAACUUUUUAUUUAUUCAAAUAUGUAUAGUUGUAAUACCUACACAUAUUGAUUAUAUUUUAGGCAUAAGAUACUGUUAGUGUACAAACAAUAGUACCAUAUUAUGUAUUAGCAUUACUUAUACCCUAUAUAGAUUAAAAUGCAUUCAUAAAAUGUAAACUUAUUGAAUUAAUAAUACUAUACCAAUUAUACAAUUAUAUUUACAUACAGAAUCAAUAUCCACAACAUUUUAUUUAAAUUAAUUUUAAUUUUAUUAAUAAUGUAAUUAAAUACUAAAAAUGUAAAUCACUGUUUUAUGUAAGAAACUUAAAAAAAAAUAGUAAUAAAAUCCUAGGUUCUUUGGACUGACUUGUUUUAAUUCAAAUUUAUUUAUUUGUGUUUCAGAUAAUUUAACUUAAAAUGGCACCAAAUAUGACCAAGCGCCCAGUUGGCGCACCCAGUGUUUUAUUCAGUGAAGAUGAGGAUCCGUCAGUAGUUGAUGAUCAAAGUCAAAUAGCAGAGGGUGAAACUAUUGAAAAUAACAAAUAUAAACCAUGUAGAUAUCAAAGACAAAUUGUAUGGCGAAAUGUUGCUCUGUUUGCAUACUUACAUAUAGCUGCACUAUAUGGUGCAUACCUAAUGUUUGCGUCUGCAAAAAUAGCAACAUCAAUAUGGGGUAAAUUUUAAUGCUUUUGAUUUUAACUCAAUGUGUAUGUGGUAAUUAUAUUAAUUUAUUUUAGCUAUUUUAUUAUACCAAAUGUCUGGAUUGGGAAUUACUGCUGGAGCUCACAGAUUAUGGGCCCAUCGAUCAUAUAAAGCAAAAUUUCCUUUGCGUAUAAUUUUAAUGGUCUUCAAUACAAUUGCUUUUGAGGUAAUUUGUUUGAUGUAUUUAAAAAAAAAAUCAAUUUAAUAUUAGUUUUAAAUACAUUACCUAACUAUAAUAAUAAUACAUUGUAGACACAUUUUUAAAUACGUGUUCAUCCAUUUUUGUCUACAAUCUGUCUCAUACUAAAUAUAGCAAUUUCCAUUUCUCAAAUUUAAUAUGUAAGAAUGUAAAAAAUAUUUUUAAUUGUAUAAAAAUUCCUAAAUUAAUUCAAUAAUUGCAUUUUUAUUACUGAAUAUUUAUAUUUUUUCUUUAACAACUGGAUAUGAAUAUUAUCAUUAAAAUAAGCGUAUGUAUCCUGUAUAUAAAUGUAUUUUUAAAAAUCUGUAGAAUCACAUUUAUGAAUGGGCACGAGAUCAUCGUAUGCAUCACAAGUACAGUGAAACUAAUGCUGAUCCUCAUAAUGCCAAACGUGGAUUUUUCUUCUCUCAUGUCGGAUGGUUGUUGUGUCGUAAACACCCUGAAAUUAAAGAAAAAGGACGUGGUAUUGAUAUGAGUGAUUUAGAUCGUGAUCCAGUUGUUGUCUUCCAAAUGACGUAAUUAAACAAAUUAAUUAUAGAUUUAUCAUAAUAUAACAUAUUGUUUUACAUUUAUAAAUAUUAAAAAUAUGUUUUUUUAGGUACUAUUUAUUAUUGAUGCCGGUUUUAUGUUUCUUAAUACCAACAUGUGUGCCUGUCUUUAUUUGGGGUGAAACAUGGACAAAUGCGUGGUUCGUGGCUACUAUGUUCCGGUAUACAUUCACUUUAAAUAUGACAUGGCUUGUAAAUAGUGCUGCUCAUAUGUGGGGAGAUAGACCAUAUGAUAAGUGAGUAUUCCAAAUAUAGUUUUGCUUUUAUAUUAUAUUUAAAUAUUUAUGUAUAACUAAGUACUAGGCAGUUAUAUGAGAUGUAUAGGGGUUAUAAGAGAGUAACUAUAAUAAUCAGAUUUAAAAUUAAUAUUAUGCAAUAUUAUAUUUUAAUGAUUAGGAAUGUACUUAAUUAAAUGAUAGGUCAUUGGGGUGUAUUUAUUGAAUAUGUUAUUAGUUAAAAUAUAGUAAAUAAGGAGUGGAAACUUUCCAUUUUAUUUUUUAUCAAACAUUAAAUAUAAUAACAUAAAAUGAAUAGUAGUUAACACAUUUUAUCUAAAUUAUUUUUGCCUACUAUAUAUUCUUUUUCAAAUGAGAACACACCACGUCGCUCAUCGUUAUCAGAGGCAAACCACAGGCCCUAACACAAAAUUAGUAAUUAUAAGACUUGCGCGAUUUUUGACCAGUUUUCGUCUGCCACCUGAUACGCUCUUAUUUGAAUAAGAGUAUAGUACUAAAGUAAUAGAGGUAAAAUCUGUUUACAUAACUAUAUUUAUGACACACAGACAACAUAUUAAUUCGGUAACUAGUCUCAUAAACUCAAAAACAAGUAUUUGAAUAAUUUAUUUUUGUAUUUUAUUUUGGCUCAUUAAACCUUACUACGCACAAAAAAAAUAUAUUAUACAUAUUAUAAAAUGUUAUAUAUGCGUUAUCUUUUUUUGAUAUUAAAUUAUGAACUGGUAAAGUGCAGGUUCAAUCAUUAUUUAUUCUGGUCAUCCAAUUAUUUGACCUUCAUUAUUUAUAAUAAUUACAUGUAUUGUUGAAAUAAAUUUUAAUUUAAUACUUAUAUAUUAAUUUCUAGGUUUAUCAAUCCUUCAGAAAACAUUGGUGUAGCAUUAGGUGCUCUUGGUGAAGGAUGGCAUAAUUACCAUCAUGUAUUUCCAUGGGAUUAUAAAGCAGCAGAACUGGGAAAUUACCGUGCAAAUUUAACAACGGGAUUUAUUGAUUUCUUUUCUAAAGUGGGUUGGGCUUAUGACUUGAAAACGGUUUCUAUGGAUAUGAUACGUAAACGUGUAGAUCGGACUGGUGAUGGAAGUCACAUUUGGGGAUGGGAAGAUAAGGCCUUAUCAUCAGAAGAUCGUAAAGAAGCAGUCAUCAUCAACAGGUCUCACGAAGAGUAGAAAAUAUAGUUUUUGGAAAAUGUUCAUACAAAAAUAUAAAAUACAAAAAAAAAAACCAUUUACAGUUUUUUUUUUCUAAUUAAUAAGAAGCAAGAAUUUUAAUGGAGGGGAGAAAACAUAAUUGACAGAUCCAUACAAAUAAACUUUUAACAGUGUAAAUAAAGAUAUAUUUUAAAAAGUUUAAACAAAAAGUUAAAACCGUUUUCCUUAGUUAUUAUAUUUUAUGUAUUAAAAUAUAAAUAUGUAUAGUAUUUUGUAAUUUUAAUUAAUUUAUUAAUUUUUUUUUUUUAUAUACAUUUUUUUGGAGCCAUAUAAUUCAAAAAAUAUAUAUUUAUGGUAAAGCCUGUUUUUUUUUUUUUUUUUUUUAGUUCCUAAUCAUCAACAAUCAUUUAAACGAUUAUAAAAAAAAAAUAGGUAUUAUAAUAUUUUAUAAUUUAGUAUACUUGUUUUGUUGAACUAUCUGUUAUUUCACCACUAGAUUAAGCUUGCUCCACUUAAAUGUUAACAAGUCACAAUUCAUUAUAUUAUUUUUUUAUUAAAAUAAUAAAACAAAUGUUUUUAUAUAAAUUUAUAAAUUUAAAACGUGUAUGAAUUUUAAAAACGGCUCCAUUUCACACACACUCUAUAUUUUGUGUUUUCCGGGUUUUUUUUUAAUACAAAAUAUUUUAUUUAUAAAUCUUCAAUUUUUUGUUUUCUAAAAUAUGUAACAUAUUCCAAAUAAUAUAUUACAAGUUUAAGCCCUCAUCCCAAUUUGGUAGAUACAAAUAAUUUGAUAUGUACCUACUUCAGUAAAAAAAAAAAAAAUACAUUGUAGUAAUUUUACCACUAUAUAUUAUUUAAUAAACAAUAUCCUUGGUUAUAAAAUGUUUUAUUUAUUUUUUU
This is a messenger RNA of Cinara cedri, 14420 nucleotides long. Lineage: Eukaryota; Metazoa; Arthropoda; Insecta; Hemiptera; Aphididae. The record is from the annotation of a GenBank genome assembly.